UGUAGAAUUAAAACUGGGAACAGGAUGUUUUCAUUUCUGUGAUUGGUUCUUCAGUGUCUGGGCCUUCUCGUUUAUAAUUACGCUUUUGCAUUAGUUUAACAGAAUAGGGACACUAAACAUCAAACACUGUGUCUAAAUUAUGACAAAAUGGAUUUAACGGAAGAGAGGCGUAAUCAUUUCUUGAGAUUUUUUUAGUACGCCGUGAAGGUGAUGGUGCCACUGCUGCAGCUUGUCCAGGCUGAGUUUGCGCUGUGACCUAUGGGUUUGACAGGAAUGAAGAAAGUUGUACAACAGAUAAUAACUUCAUAUAAAAGCAACUACUCAUUAUACUGCAAUCAAAACUUCCCAUCCAGAUUUUCAAAUGAAAAUGGAGGAUAUGCCCCUGUCAGGCCCAGACAACACCAGGCUGGAGGCUUUGGUGCAUGACAUCUACUCUGAGCUGGUGGAUGAUGCCUGUUUGGGCCUGUGUUUUGAGGUGCAUCGUGCGGUCAAACAAGGCUACUUCUUUUUGGAUGAAACGGACCCAGAAAGCAUGAAGGAAUUUGAAAUCGUGGACCAACCUGGAGUGGAUAUAUUUGGCCAAGUUUAUAACCAAUGGAAGAACAAAGAGUGUGAAUGCCCCAACUGUAAAAGACUGAUCGCUGCUUCUCGCUUUGCCCCUCACCUGGAGAAAUGUCUCGGUAUGGGACGCAACAGCAGCCGAAUAGCUAACCGCAGGCUAGCCACAAAUAACACCAUGAGUAAAUCUGAAAGUGAUCAGGAGGACAAUGAUGACCUUAAUGACAAUGACUGGUCCUAUGGGGCAGAGAAAAAAUCCAAGAAAAGAAAGCCAGAAAAGAAUCAGACUUCUCCAAGAAGGUCAAAAUCACUAAAACAUAAAAAUGGUGAACUUAGUGGCAGUGUCCCAUCAGAUGCCUAUAAGUACAACUACAGUUCUGGCAUUAACUACGAAACACUGGGCCCAGAUGAAGUCCGAUCUGUGCUAACAACGCAAUGUGGUGUGAUUUCCGAACACUCCAAGAAGAUGUGUAACAGGUCUCAGCGCUGCCCCCAGCACACGGACGAACAGAGGAGGGCCGUCAGGGUGUUCCUCCUGGGCCCGUCCGCGCCUCCGCUCCCUGAUGCUGACGCAGUGACGGAGAGUGACAGUUUUGACAUUCCUGAUGGACAGAGCCUGAUGAGCCGUUUACAAUGGGAGGAUUCACCCGAUGUGUCUCCUACUGACUCUGCCUCGUCAAAAGCCAGUACUAAUCAUUCAGAUUCACGAAGACCUAAGAAGAAGAAGAGGCCGUCUCUGAGUAUGAACAGCAGCAGUGGGGGAGGCGGAGGGGGCGGAGGGAGCGGAGGAGGAGGGGGUGCCGGAGGGCCCUCUGGUGGCAACGGAGGAGGUAGCAGCAGCAGCAGCUCUCAGAGUAAUACCAGCUUAUCGUCCAAAAAAAAGAGGCCCAAACCGUCAGGACCCUCAAUGUCCAGUAUCUAUGACGACUGAACGCACCAACUUUUGGUGACUAUAUUCUCAUCAUAUCAUCGACUCUUACACAACCAGUGAUUCAAAAGAGUGAAGAGUGAAGAAAGCGAUAUGCACGAUUUUUUAUUAAAAAACAAACUUGUGAUCUCCAAAUAUCAUGAAAUACAUUUACAGUACGACAUAAACAUCAUGUAAAUUUAAGAUAUUGAUAAAUAGUUGAUCAAAAUUAUAGCUAUUUUGAUACUUUGCAGUGACAUCAUGCUGGGGGUGUUCUACACGUAUUUCUAAUGGUGGUUCUAGUUUAGGAGUUACCCUGGUGACCCAAUGCCCACAUUAGCAAACACUCUCAAAAGGUUUUAAGACUGUCAGAAAUCUCAAAAAAAAAAAAAAUGGACAUAAACAAAUAAAGUUAGCCCAUGACAGUCAUUUUACAUGUGAGAGACUUGUUUAAGAGCACAUUUAAAUCUCUGCACCCCCAGGGAAUGUUGAUAAAAUCAGCUGCAAAAUAUCAAUAGCUUCAUGUUCUAAAUUGAGCUCUCAAACUACUAUAAUAAUGUUUUAAAACUGUGAAUAACUAUGAUAUUUGGAGAUCAUUUUAUUAUAAUUUUGGUUGUAAAAAAUAUAAACUUUUGUCUCAUUUUAACAGUCAUCAGCCUCAUGUGUAUAUAUAUAUAUAUAUAUCAUAGAAGCAGGGUUAAUUGGCCAAGGCUUUAUUUAACUUUUUGAUAAUUUAAAGACUGUAUUUUAUUUUAGACUCCAAGUCAUAAUAGCUAGUUUUAUGUUGACAGGUGCGAUUUAGGAGAUGCAAAUGGUUACUGCAACUUUAUUAAGAAAAAAACUGAAAUGCUCUUUCAUUUUAACAUUCUAAAUGCUAGAAAACUGGCCAAAGUUUUUAUCAUUUAUGUAAAAAGACUAUUUGAAAUUUGAGUCCAAGUCAUGCGGAUAGUUUAUUUUUGGCAUGCUAAUUUCAGAUAUGCAUCUUAUUAUAUCCCCAAAGGGAGUUUUAUUUUAUUAAGCAAGUCCAUGUUUAUAAAAAUUAGUUAUUUUGAAAUUAUUUAGUUUAUUCAAAAUGGACACUUGACAUUUGUAGAUUUGAGUGCUCAUGCGUGGCUUUUAAAUCUGAACUUCUCGCGUAGUAUUGCACAUUUGCGUGUGUUUGUACAGUGUGUGCCUUUUGUAUGCUCAGUUUUGUUUUGUGUGACGACCAUUGGUUUCUGUGUGGUAAGUAUGACUCCAGGAUGUAAUCCAAACUAUGCAUCCCCGUAUGUGAAUUUUGUGAUGUUUGUGCCAUUUUAACUUCUUUGUUUACAGCGGUAUAUUUAAGUUUUAAUUUAUCACUGCCUAGUAAGUGAUAUGUAAAUAUUAUUUGUGAUUUAAUGCAGAUUUUGAUAUCUGAGGAGCCACUAGGCAAACGGCACAUGUAUGUAUGUUUUUAUGAUAAAAUGUGAUGGAAAUGAAAUCAUGAUAAAUACAACUUUUCUCUGUAGUAA
Boleophthalmus pectinirostris (great blue-spotted mudskipper) is the source of this 2958-nucleotide messenger RNA. RefSeq names its product ataxin 7 like 3a (gene atxn7l3a). Gene Ontology annotation, molecular function: transcription coactivator activity. The coding region runs from base 362 to 1489 and encodes 375 amino acids. Gene Ontology annotation, biological process: positive regulation of DNA-templated transcription; regulation of transcription by RNA polymerase II. NCBI's taxonomy places the organism in Eukaryota, Metazoa, Chordata, Actinopteri, Gobiiformes, Gobiidae. The transcript is spliced from 14 exons. The record is from RefSeq and is a predicted model, not a curated record. Gene Ontology annotation, cellular component: DUBm complex; SAGA complex.